GUGGGUGAUGAAGCACAGGCACAGGCACAUCACUCCCUAGCUGCAAACUGCGCGUGCCGGCGAUGGCGCCAUUCCGGCGAGCCCCCUUGGAACCCUAGCCCUAGCUAGCGUUGCCUCCCUCCCUUCCUCCGUGCCUCACCAUGACCCAUGUCGACCUUCCCUCCUCCACCCCCCGCUAGGAACCCCCUCGCCAGGGUGCGCCUCGACGACUUGUCGCCGUUCGACGGCGCCUCCACCCCAGCCUACGCGAGCGCCGUCGACGCCAUCGCCGAAUCCCUCACGCGCCAUAGCGCCGCCGCCGUCGAGCUCCCUGCAGCUGAUGCCGCUAUCGUCCGCUGCGGCCUCGAGUCCGCGCGCGCCUUCUUCCGCGCCAGCCCUGGUCUCUAUGUCUACCGCGCCGGGAGUUUGCAAUGCGCUUGCAUUAACCCACUCCACAAUAGGGCUCUGGAUGAUGGAGAGCUGUCACCUGCUUGCAUGGUUGAUGCUUUCAGAUGUUUGGGUAACGCAGCCCGUGCUGCUCUCUGUGCAAUAGCACGGAAUCUUCGCUUACGUUCAGAUGCUUUCAGCCAUUUGCUCGAUGACAAUCCAUUGCCUCUUAAUGAGGUUUCAGCCUCAGAAUUGCUGGUUUCAUUUUCACAUAGACACCUCCAAAGUGGUCAAUCUCCUAUACUGAGCCACAGGUCAUCAAUGGCUGAAGUUGAUAGGGGUUUUGUUACACUGGUUGCCUCCGACCAUCCAGGAAUUGAGGUGCCAAGCUGCUCAUCCUGUUACUCUUUUGCUUAUUUCGAAUGGCACAAAAAAGCAAUUUUUGCCCCUCAGGUUUGCAAUCCAAAUGGUCAUUGGUACCUAGCAGAUGGGGCCUCAGGCCCUAAUGACCUAUUGCUUUUGACUGGAAGAGCCUUGAGUCAUGUUACUGCUGGUCUGCGGCUAAAUUCUCAGUACAGGACCACUAAUAAUGGAAACAGGGCAUCACUCAUAUUUAGGCUAAUGCCUCGUGCCAAUGCUAUGUUGGAUUGCUCUCCAAUUUCAGCUGCUGGGCAUUGCAUACCACAGAUGUACCGGUCCGUAUCUGCAAGCCAAUUUAUGGAUGAUUUGCAGGCUGAAGAGCAUAAUGUUUCCCUUCACUUGGAAGCACCUUCUGAAUCACAGGGAAACUUUGUUAAUGAACCAUCUCUCAGAAGUGUACUCUCAGACCCUUUGUCUGGGGCUUUUCUUGAAGAUGCUAUGGUUCUCUCGUGUGGGCACUCUUUUGGUGGCCUCAUGCUGAAGAAAGUUCUUGAAAUGGCAAGGUGCAGUAUUUGCUAUGGAGAAGUUGAUGCAGCCUCCCUAUUUCCUAACCUUGCUCUAAGAGCCGUAGCUACAGUGGUGAAGAUGGAAGACGAUAGGAGGCUGUUUCAUAAUGCCGCCCUUCGAAAGCGCAGGAAAGAAGUGACUGAGAAUAUGGACGCACAAAGGCGAAAUGGAAGCAGCAAGGAGAAUAGUGAGGUGGGAUUAGAUGCUGAAAGCUCCAGAGCAUCGAAGGGGGUGCAGUACCCAUUUGUCGUGGGGGAGAGAGUCCUGAUCAUGGGAAACAAAAGGACGCCUGAUAAAUUUGUUGGGAAGGAGGCAGUGAUCACAUCACAGUGCUUGAAUGGCUGUCGCAGGAGCUAAGGUAUGCAGGUACCUAGUGAAGGCAGUUGAUAGUGGAGAAAGCAUACGGCUGCAGUACAGGUCGCUGAAGAAAGCGGGGGUGCAGCAGAUGCAAGCACAAGCGCAGCCAGAGAUGAGAUCGCAGCAGGUCCUGACAUUCCUGCAGAAGAAACAAUGA
This is a messenger RNA of Panicum virgatum (switchgrass), 1807 nucleotides long. RefSeq lists its product as uncharacterized. The record is from RefSeq and is a predicted model, not a curated record. The coding region runs from base 148 to 1650 and encodes 500 amino acids. Lineage: Eukaryota; Viridiplantae; Streptophyta; Magnoliopsida; Poales; Poaceae. The transcript is spliced from 12 exons.